Messenger RNA from Symbiodinium natans, 2742 nucleotides. Lineage: Eukaryota; Dinophyceae; Suessiales; Symbiodiniaceae. The record is from the annotation of a GenBank genome assembly.
AUGAGGCUCCUGGCCUUCGGCUUCUUUCACUUCGCCCGUGCCUUCCGCGCCCUCCCUGCCGCUCGCUUGGCCGAUGCUCGGCUUCUGCUGGGCGGCGAGGGCUUGCCGGCCCUCCAUGGUGGCCAGAAGGUGUCUCCUGGAGCAAGCCAGACAGAGAUCAAGCGGGCCUAUCGCCGAAAAGCUCUGAAAGAGCAUCCUGAUGUCAGCAAGCUGCCCGAUGCCAAGCAACGGUGGCAGGAGCUGUCGGCCGCGUACGACGCCCUGAGCGACCCCGAGAAGCUGAGGGCCUGGGAGCGUGCCAAGCGCGGGGCGGAAGCCCAAGCCCGACGGGGUGCAGGGCAGGCGGGGCGCGGUGCACAGGGCCGCUGGCAACGGACGCAAGCCAUGGAGGAGGAGUAUGACACUGGUGGUGAUUCCUUCAGUGCCAUCUUUAGCGACUUCUUCCAGAGCGUGGCAGACUCCGCCGAGGGAAGCGGCCGCGUGGGCCGCGUCAAGAAGGCGGGAGGCAUGUUACUGGAGGACCUACUGGAAUUCCUGGAGAAGGGCCUGGGCGAGGAUGGCAUGGCGUCUGCGCGCCGCAGCCCCUUCGACGCCGACCCCGAGAAGGAGCUCCAGGAAGCUCAGCUCGAGUUUCGGACGAUGGAGAGCCGUGACGAGGCCCUGAAAAACGAGGCCGCGGCGUGGGAGCGCAAGGCGGAGCUUUGCCGCAACAGCGGGGACAAGGCCGGCGAGCUGGAUGGCAUGCAGCGUCUCUUCGAGGCGCGUGAGAGGCGGAAGACCAUCCGGCGGCGGCUGCUGAGCCUGACGGAGCGAGUGGAGUACCUGCAGAAGGUGCUCUUUGAGUUCCAGCGCAAGAAGGAAGCGAAGAAGGCGGCCGGUGGUACCAGCGGAGCCGGCACUGCGGGAAGGGAAGCAGUGGCGGAUGCGGGAGCGCUGGCUCGAGGGAGCCACGCGAUCCUGCGGGGUGACAAGGCACACGAUCUGGGCUAUGAAGGUGGCAACGUCAAAGUCCGUGUUGAGCAAGUCCGCAACCGCGACUCCACUGUCUUCAUCGGCUUCCCAGACGGACGGGAAGCUUGGGUGAAUGCAAAGCACCUCCAUGCCGCAGUGAACCGGCCUCAGUACAACUUCAUGCGACUCCUUCAUCUCAUUCAGGUGUCGGUGUCCGAGAUCGUGGAAGUUCUGGAGCAAUGUUGGAAGCACCUGGUGAGGGACAUCCGCUCUGAGCAUGUUGCCCUUCUGUGCUUCUACCUCCUCAACGUCUUCGCCUUCAUGCUCGUCGAGUGGUGGCGGCUUUCCAUCGUCUGGGCGAUGCGUCCCUGGUUCGUGUUCCUCGUUUGGUACACCUGGGACGCCGUCUGCUGCUGGAAGGCCGUCAUGCGCCGACGCCUCCGGCGCUCCGAGCCCGGCAGCCCCUCAAACAAGCAUCGCCCAGAGCAGGGGCUCCGAGCCCGCAGCAGUCUUGGCCUACCCCAAGAGGAGGAGAUCGAGAAUCUGUCUGACUUGCUUGCAGCAAACAAGGACGGUGAACAUGCCAAGGAUCCCGACUCCCCCAGGAAGUUGCAGGAGAGGCGCGCAGCCGCGUCAGGUGUCUUGCCGCAAGUCAACGGCGACGGGAGUUUGGAGGAAGACAUUGCUCCCUUCUUGGACAUGGACCACGUUCACCUCACCUUUUGGUUCUUCCUAUGGGGCCGCAUCUUCAUUGGCUUGGGCGCAUGGGCCAGCAUGAUCUUCGGCGGCAAGGACACUCCGGGCAUCCUGCGCUAUGGGCUGAGGCGGGUCUUCAACGACCUCGGUGUUUGGCCGCAUCACGUCAAGAAUGCCAGGAGUUUGGCUGCAGAACUUCUCUUGGAGACCACUCUUUCCAUCUACGUGCGCGAGGUGGAAACGACAGGCAGCCUGACCGUUGCUCGCUUUGCCAUUCCGGACGUCCCACACUACACUCAGCAAGGCAAGUGCUUGCAGCAUGCCGAGCUGUUGGCGGAGGUGGACUUGACGGACAGAUCCGACCAAGUCCUCAUGCGGGCAACCUAUGGGGGGGCAGCCAUCCGGGCAGACGAGGCCCUGCUGAUGCUUCGUCGAUUUUUUCAGUCUGAGGGCAAGAAGCUACAAGUACUGGUAAGGCAUGCCUUCAGCAACUGGGCUGCCAACCCAGAGAGUCCAGACCCGACCAUUCGGAAGUAUUCCAUUGGCACCAUCCUGUACAACUACUACGGCGUGAAUGCCUUUGCGAACUGGUGUGACCUUGGAAGCUGGCUGGGCUUUUGCAACGUGGACGCAGAAUGCUUCCGAACCUUGAUCUCGUCCUGCUUGGUUCACGGCAUCCCCCCGCAUGCCGACAUCAAGAAGCUGAAGGACGUCACGGAAAAGCAAGAUCACAGCCGCCUCGUGAACUUCCUGCUUCCCGUGCGGUCGCGCUUCUUGUACCUCUUCCGGAAGCACCAGGCGGACUUCCCAGGGAUUGAUGGAGAGGCGCUCUUCCUGGCCACGGUCGUACACCCGCUGGACCAUUACAACCUGAUCACGAUGCAAAAAGCUCUGGACCAGGGGACGCUCAAGGAGGGUUAUGCGGAGGACCUGUUCGUGGUGAGGAUCACGUCGGAGAAGCUCUUUCUGACCUACCUUGUGAACGAUUUCAGCUUCUCCGGUUCGUCGCAUCCACUCUUCAAGGAUACCUACGACUUUGCCAAGCAGCGUGACCAACGGUUUGCUGAUGAGAUGGAGUGCUGCGUCCUGCGUUAG